Molecule: messenger RNA, 1654 nt
Organism: Lepisosteus oculatus (spotted gar)
Lineage: Eukaryota; Metazoa; Chordata; Actinopteri; Semionotiformes; Lepisosteidae
Source: RefSeq, a predicted model, not a curated record
AUGACUGGCCUAGAAGUGGCGGGAAAAAUGAUGACCAGAAGAGACCUAUUGGGGUUUAUUGUUCUUUCAGGUGUGCUGAGUCGAAACCAGGAAGAGGCUUUGCUUAAGGAGCUGAUGAGGGGCUACAACAAGAAAAUACGCCCCGUGGAAAAGGAAGGAGAUGUGACCCAGGUCACACUGAAGCUGACCCUCACCAAUCUCAUCUCACUGGCACACAUGGCAGUACUCUAUUAUAAAAGUGUGGUGGUUUGUAUGGGGAAGAAGGAAAUAAAAAUUAAGAAGAGUGAAAAGGAAAACUGGAAAGCAGGCAGGUUAGAAACUAAUGUUCUUUCUCAGAAAUGGUGUGACUACCGUCUGAAGUGGAACAGCUCCCUGUAUGAUGACUUCAAGCUCCUGCGUGUCCCCUCCAAAAGCAUCUGGCUCCCUGACAUUGUGCUGGAGAACAACGUGGAUGGUAAAUUUGAGAUCACUCUCUAUACCAACGCCCUGGUUUAUUCCUCUGGUUGCAUUUAUUGGCUGCCCCCAGCUAUCUACCGCAGUGCCUGCUCCAUCAAGGUCACCUACUUCCCCUUUGACUGGCAGAACUGCUCCAUGGUUUUUCGCUCACAAACCUAUAGUGCCAAUGAGAUUGACCUUGUCCUGACAACUGAAGAUGAUCAGACCAUUGAGUGGAUUGUGAUUGAUCCUGAGGCUUUCACAGGUACUGUAAAAGCAACUGCACAUCAGCAGUCCUCACUCAUCAAUGAUCGCUACCUGAAGGAUGACCUGGAGUACCAGGAAGUGGUCUUCUUCCUCAUUAUCCAGAGGAAGCCUCUCUUCUACAUCAUCAACAUGAUUGUGCCUUGUGUGCUAAUCUCCUCCCUGGGUCUGCUUGCUUACUACCUACCUGCCAAAGCGGGUGGGCAGAAGUGUACGGUCUCUAUUUCCAUCCUGUUGGCACAGACAGUGUUCCUGAUCCUCAUUUCCCAGAAAGUUCCUGAGACCUCCCAGGCUGUGCCACUCAUUGGCAAGUAUUUGAUGUUUGCUAUGACAGUGACAACCAUCAUCGUGAUGAACUGCGUCAUUGUGCUAAACGUAUCUCUUCGGACUCCCAACACUCACAUAAUGACCAACCAAGUCAGGCAGAUCUUCCUGAACAUCCUGCCACGGUUCCUGCGGAUGCACAUGCGCCCCUGGUCACCAGAGCGCGACGGAGCGGCCCCCACUCCUCGGCGCCGCAGUUCACUGGGCUUCAUCGCCAAGGCGGACGAAUACGUGCUGAAGUCGGCCCGGACGGAGCUGAUGUUCCGACAUCAGAGGGACAGGGAGGGGCUCAUGAAGGCUGUGCUGGAGAAGAUCAGAAACGGUCUGGAGGGGGGUACGGCCCAGGACAUCGACACCAGCCUGGCCCAAGCCUCCCCCGAGGUGCGCUUGUGUGUGGAAGCCUGUAACCACAUCGCUGCCAGUGCCCGCGAGUCAAAUGACUUUCAGAGUGAGAAUGAAGAGUGGUUCCUGGUGGCUCGAGUGAUUGACAGGGUGUGUUUCUCAGUGAUGUCCCUGCUCUUCAUUCUGGGUACCAUCGGCAUUUUCCUCAUGGGGCACUUUAACCAGGCACCAUCCUUACCUUUUCCUGGGGAUCCCCGCAAUUACCUUCCUUAGCAGGUGGAUGGAAGAC